Messenger RNA from Suillus discolor, 779 nucleotides. RefSeq lists its product as uncharacterized. The transcript has 3 exons. NCBI's taxonomy places the organism in Eukaryota, Fungi, Basidiomycota, Agaricomycetes, Boletales, Suillaceae. The coding region runs from base 380 to 658 and encodes 92 amino acids. The record is from RefSeq and is a predicted model, not a curated record.
GACAGGAAUCAGUACUGGUAUUUGGUCUGCAUGCUAUGGUAGACAAUACUGUGAUUGCAAAAGUGAACCUAUAAGGAACUCAUGCACCAUGUCGCAUUUCGCGAUGCGCGACUGCAAUAUCUUCGUGCGUUGACAUCCAAAUAGCGCCAACCCCGCCGGUCCUGGGGUAAGUCAACUGUCAAACAAGCUGCAAGAGCUGAGCCUAAUUACUACAAGUUGCAGGGUCAUUUAGGUUAUAACGGCGUGUUCGCCGUAAGUCCGCACGUCACCUGCUGAGCGCUGAGCUUGGCCUGUUUAGCGGCCUCAGCCACUAGGAGUUCUAGAGCAUCCAUUGUGUAAGGAAAACAACCUCCGUCGAAGGUUCAAGUCAGAAAUCACGAUGACUAAGCAAAUACUUCUUGAAGCUCUCGCGCUCAGGGUUUGCUUCGGAGAGCAAUAUCUGCCGAAGCUAAGUCCUUUUUGUAACGAAUAUCUCGCAGAUAUCGAUAUCAAUCAAAGGAUACGAACACAAGGAAGUGCCACAGGGAGCUAUCAAUCCUAUCAUAGACCCUGGGUGUUAUUGUGUAAACGUACCUUGCGAUUGCAACAAUUGUUCCCACGGUCUCGUACUCCUAUCAUAAUCUCAAAGUGGGCUUCUUGGACCAAGUGUUCGACAUGAUCACGCACGUUCGUUUUGGUCUCUUCUGUGGAUGGUUGCGAGGCAGGCUAUGUAUGUAUAUGAGGCAUGUAUUUUAGGUGUCGAGCUUCUUCAUUCUUACCACCUCUAUGAAUCACGAACC